AUGGUUUUUUACUUUUCUUUAGGCUUUGUUCAUUCAGCUUAUUUAUUUGGUCUUGAAAGUCAUAUUGCUCAUACAUCAAUUAAUGGCAAUAGUGUACCACCAGGUGCUCUUCUCUCACUUAUACAGAAGGGUCUUUAUUAUACUGAAGCUGAAUUAUCUAUUGGUGAUGAUGGACAAGAACGAACAUGUGAUAGUCUAAGUUUAAUCGAUGCAGUCGUACCAGAUUUCGUUGAAAAUCGUCGUAAAGAACUUCAGCAACUACAACAACAACAGCAGCAACAGCAACAACAACAAUCGACAUCAUCAUCAUCAACAGGACCAUCGGGAAAAAUCGAACCGAAAUCUUCAUCUCGGACUACUACUCUUUCAUCGAAUAAUAAUGAUAAAGAUCGAUCACCGAUGCCUCACCCAACAAAUACAUCACCACAAUCCAUAAAUACAACAUUAUCUGAUCGUUCGAAUAUAGACUCAUCAUCAACAAAUGGUGGAGUUAAUUAUCCUAAUUCAUCAGCAUCAGAAUAUGGAUCAUCAUCAUCAUCUUUGAGACCAUUUAAUGCAACGCUAACAGGACGUUCACAUUCACCAGCAACAGCUCAAUCACAUUAUUCUCAUAAUCAUCCGUCAUCAUCCUCUCAUUCAAAUACAAUUCAAUCAUCAGCAUCAACUGGAAAUUUUUCUCAAAUACCAAAUGGAAACGAUAAUAAUUCACAUUCAUCCUAUACCAAUAAUACGAAUCAUAUUGCUAUACCUAAACAUGAACCUAUGGAAUAUGAAACAA
Molecule: messenger RNA, 778 nt
Organism: Adineta steineri
Lineage: Eukaryota; Metazoa; Rotifera; Eurotatoria; Adinetida; Adinetidae
Source: the annotation of a GenBank genome assembly